This is a messenger RNA of Fusarium pseudograminearum CS3096, 951 nucleotides long. RefSeq lists its product as uncharacterized. Gene Ontology annotation, cellular component: mitochondrial inner membrane. The record is from RefSeq and is a predicted model, not a curated record. Gene Ontology annotation, molecular function: S-adenosyl-L-methionine transmembrane transporter activity. The transcript is spliced from 3 exons. Lineage: Eukaryota; Fungi; Ascomycota; Sordariomycetes; Hypocreales; Nectriaceae. The coding region runs from base 1 to 951 and encodes 316 amino acids.
AUGGCGGAAAUUUAUAUAGCUGGCGCUAUUGCAGCAUUUACUGUAGAUGUCUUGAUCUACCCUCUCGAUACCAUCAAGACUCGCAUGCAGAGUCAAGAUUAUAUCAAGACAUAUUCAGAGAGUUCUAAGAAGAAUGUUUGGGCUGUAAGAGGUCUUUACCAAGGCAUUGGUAGUGUAGUACUUGCUACUCUUCCAGCAGCUGGUCUGUUCUUUUCAACGUAUGAGAGUGCGAAAAAAGUCAUCGGCAAUGCGACACCACUGCCACAACCCUUGGUCCAUUCGGCAGCUUCAGGAUUCGCCGAGAUGGCAUCCUGUUUGAUACUCGCACCAGCAGAAGUCAUCAAGCAGAAUGCACAAAUGCUACAGAAUGACAGUCGCGGAUCCUCGAAAUCUGGAUCAUCAACAUCGCUACAGGCUUUCCGUCAGCUGGCCGGCGACGGUGCAUCUCGACGCUUGUUUACUGGCUACACAGCGCUCGUUGCACGAAACUUGCCUUUCACAGCCCUCCAAUUCCCAAUCUUUGAGCACGUGCGUUCAACAUACUGGACUUCUAGAGGACCUGGUACUUCAGAUCCAGGGUUGAUCGAGACAGGAUUGGUAACAGGUCUAAGCGCUGGAAGUGCAGGAUCAGUGGCAGCUUUCAUCACCACACCAAGCGAUGUUGUCAAGACACGCAUGAUGCUAAGCGCCGGUAAUCAGAGCGAAAGUUCGACACAGGGUCAGGGUGAAGUUGCCGCCAAGAUGGAGGGGAAACGCCCAAAGAAGGGAGCAUGGACCGUGUCCAAGGAAGUUUACCAAGAGAGGGGAGUGCGAGGAUUCUUUCGGGGUGCGGCUCUGCGGUCAGGGUGGACAAUGCUGGGAAGUGGACUCUAUCUGGGAUCUUACGAGAUGGCCAAGGUCUGGUUAAGAAGAGGGAAGCCAGAUGCCGAGGACGACGACACUGUGCUGUGA